AUGCCCCGCACCGCCGCGGCCCUCGCAGGCGGCGCCGCGGCCGCCGGCGCCUGCCACCUCGCGGCGCGGGCCUUCGUGCCCGCGGCGCCCGGGGCCCCCGCGGCCCGCGCGGCGGCACCGCCGCAGGCCCCGGCCGCCCCCGCCGCCCCCGGCCGGGCGCCCGCCCUGCCCGCGGCGGCGCUGGCGGGACUCGCCGGGGCCGCCGCCGCGGCGGCGUCUGCCGCCCGCGGGCGCACGGCACGCCGCGCCGAGCCCGUGUCGGCGGCGGCGGGCGCGGCAGCGGCCGCGAAGGCCGCCGCCGCGGCAGGCGCCGCCAAGACGGCCGGGGCGGUGGCCGGCUCCGCGGGCGCCGGGAGCCUGGCGCAGCAGGCCGGCGAGGCGGACACCUACGACCCGGCACUGGACCGGAAGUUCUCGAAGCUGGAGGUCGGCAGCCCGGAGUACAAGAAGUCCAUGGAGCAGAAGCGCAAGCGCAACGAGAUGGCCUGGGAGGCGGCGACGGGGCGCAACCCCGACGGCGUGGGCGGCGAUGCGUCGAACGCCCUGAAGAAGGGCUACAAGGUCAACGACUUCGACCCCUUCACGGCCACCGACGGCAGGUGGAACGCCGAGGCCAGCGCCGCGGGCACCUACACCUCGUGGGACCCCGCGGGCGAGGUGGGCGCCCAGGCGCCGCUGGGCUACUUCGACCCCGCGGGCUUCACCACCAACGAGCCCACGUUCCGCAAGCUGCGCACCGCGGAGAUCAAGCACGGCCGCGUGGGGAUGAUGGCCGCUCUGGGCGCGGUGGUGCAGCACUACGUCCAGAUUCCUGGCUUCGAGGGCAUCCCCAAGGGCCUCGGCGCGGUGAACGUGUCCCCGGGCAAGGAGGGCGCCAUCGCCCUGAUCCUCGUCUGCGGUGGGCUGGAGCUGGCGGUCUGGACCGACGACGAGAGCAAGGAGCCGGGCAACUUCGGCGACCCGCUGGGCCUCGGGCAGUACACCGAGGACAUGCGCGCGCGCGAGAUCAACAAUGGCCGCUUCGCCAUGUUCGCCGCCAUCGGCAUCAUCGCUGCGGAGCUCCUGACUGGCAAGGACGCCGUUGUGCAGCUCGGCCUCUGUGGGGGGUGCGCUCAGUGCCUCUGGCGUGCGGCGGAGCUCUGGCUCCACAUUUUCAGUGGCCAGGCCAGCGUGUCCCAUGUGCAGCAGUUGCUGACGCAUCGAGAUCUGACCUCCGAAGACUUCUGGGCCCAGUGCGUGGCAGUUGCCACCGAGGCGAGCCGCCGCGACAUCGCGGCCUCUGGGUGGGUUGGUGGCCAGCCGUCGAGGUACAGCAGCCUCCGCGGCGGCACGAAAAAGCGUGCUGUUCCGACGCUGCGCCCCUGGCGAGGAGUCGCGAUGGAGUCCGGGAGAGCUGCGGGAAGAGCGCUGAGAAGUGACGAGAGGUGGCGAAUGGAGUGGGCGGGGGAGAGUGCCAAGGCUGUCUGCUCGCCGGCUGCCUGCCUCGCCGGCUGCCUCGCCGGCUGUCUCGUUGGCUGCCUCGUGGGCUGCCUUCUUGGCUGCCUCGUCGGCUGCCUCGCUGGCUGGGGGGGCGGCGCCGCGGCCGCCGGCGCCUGCCACCUCGCGGCGCGGGCCUUCGUGCCCGCGGCGCCCGGGGCCCCCGCGGCCCGCGCGGCGGCACCGCCGCAGGCCUCCCGGCUCGCCGCCCCCGCCGCCCCGGCCGGGGCGCCCGCCCUGGCCCGCGGCGGCGCUGCGGGCCUCGCCGGGCCCGCCGCCGCGCCCGCGUCGGCGGCGGCGGCGGGCGCGGCAGCGGCCGCGAAGGCCGCCGCCGCGGCAGGCGCCGCCAAGACGGCCGGGGCGGUGGCCGGCUCCGCGGGCGCCGGGAGCCUGGCGCAGCAGGCCGGCGAGGCGGACACCUACGACCCGGCACUGGACCGGAAGUUCUCGAAGCUGGAGGUCGGCAGCCCGGAGUACAAGAAGUCCAUGGAGCAGAAGCGCAAGCGCAACGAGAUGGCCUGGGAGGCGGCGACGGGGCGCAACCCCGACGGCGUGGGCGGCGAUGCGUCGAACGCCCUGAAGAAGGGCUACAAGGUCAACGACUUCGACCCCUUCACGGCCACCGACGGCAGGUGGAACGCCGAGGCCAGCGCCGCGGGCACCUACACCUCGUGGGACCCCGCGGGCGAGGUGGGGGCCCAGGCGCCGCUGGGCUACUUCGACCCCGCGGGCUUCACCACCAACGAGCCCACGUUCCGCAAGCUGCGCACCGCGGAGAUCAAGCAUGGCCGCGUGGGGAUGAUGGCCGCUCUGGGCGCGGUGGUGCAGCACUACGUCCAGAUUCCUGGCUUCGAGGGCAUCCCCAAGGGCCUCGGCGCGGUGAACGUGUCCCCGGGCAAGGAGGGCGCCAUCGCCCUGAUCCUCGUCUGCGGUGGGCUGGAGCUGGCGGUCUGGACCGACGACGAGAGCAAGGAGCCGGGCAACUUCGGCGACCCGCUGGGCCUCGGGCAGUACACCGAGGACAUGCGCGCGCGCGAGAUCAACAAUGGCCGCUUCGCCAUGUUCGCCGCCAUCGGCAUCAUCGCUGCGGAGCUCCUGACUGGCAAGGACGCCGUUGAGCAGUGCGCUCAGUGCCUCUGGCGUGCGGCGGAGCUCUGGCUCCACAUUUUCAGUGGCCAGGCCAGCGUGUCCCAUGUGCAGCAGUUGCUGACGCAUCGAGAUCUGACCUCCGAAGACUUCUGGGCCCAGUGCGUGGCAGUUGCCACCGAGGCGAGCCGCCGCGACAUCGCGGCCUCUGGGUGGGUUGGUGGCCAGCCGUCGAGGUACAGCAGCCUCCGCGGCUGCCUCGCCGGCUGCCUCGCCGGCUGCCUCGUUGGCUGCCUCGUUGGCUGCCUUGUGGGCUGCCUCGUCGGCUGCCUCGCUGGCUGGGGGGGCCGGGGGUCGGGGCAUCUGCAGGGUGGACGCGGCCGGUGGUCCAACGCAAGGCCUCCGCUCGCCGCCCCCGCCGCCCCGCCGGGGCGCCCGCCCUGCCCGCGGCGCUGGCGGCCUCGCCGGGCCGCCGCCGCGGCGGCGUCUGCCGCCCGCGGGCGCACGGCACGCCGCGCCGAGCCCGUGUCGGCGGCGGCGGGCGCGGCAGCGGCCGCGAAGGCCGCCGCCGCGGCAGGCGCCGCCAAGACGGCCGGGGCGGUGGCCGGCUCCGCGGGCGCCGGGAGCCUGGCGCAGCAGGCCGGCGAGGCCAGCGCCGCGGGCACCUACACCUCGUGGGACCCCGCGGGCGAGGUGGGCGCCCAGGCGCCGCUGGGCUACUUCGACCCCGCGGGCUUCACCACCAACGAGCCCACGUUCCGCAAGCUGCGCACCGCGGAGAUCAAGCACGGCCGCGUGGGGAUGAUGGCCGCUCUGGGCGCGGUGGUGCAGCACUACGUCCAGAUUCCUGGCUUCGAGGGCAUCCCCAAGGGCCUCGGCGCGGUGAACGUGUCCCCGGGCAAGGAGGGCGCCAUCGCCCUGAUCCUCGUCUGCGGUGGGCUGGAGCUGGCGGUCUGGACCGACGACGAGAGCAAGGAGCCGGGCAACUUCGGCGACCCGCUGGGCCUCGGGCAGUACACCGAGGACAUGCGCGCGCGCGAGAUCAACAAUGGCCGCUUCGCCAUGUUCGCCGCCAUCGGCAUCAUCGGCGGAGCGCUGGCGUUGAGCAGCUCGGCCUCUGAGCGGGGCGGCUCGUGCCCCCCCCCCCCCCCAUUGCUUCCCCUUUUCCCCCCCCCAGGUCGGGCACCACAGAACGGGGCGCUCGGCGCCCCGCGCCUGCGACGAUUUUUUUAA
Prorocentrum cordatum is the source of this 3795-nucleotide messenger RNA. NCBI's taxonomy places the organism in Eukaryota, Dinophyceae, Prorocentrales, Prorocentraceae. The record is from the annotation of a GenBank genome assembly.